AUGCUCAAUGCACCAGUGGUAGAGGAGUUUGGUGGAGAUGAUAGCAAACCCAGCAUGUUGUGGGCAAUGUACGGCCCAACUGAGGCUACAAUUCACUGCACCCUCCAGACAGCAUUCACGGCCGAUUCAUCAACAGGAAAUAUCGGCGUGCCUCUCGAUACCGUUUCCUGCUUCAUUGUCGAAGAGGCAAAUCCUGAGGUUUCGGAACCACAAUUCAAGAUUCUACCUCAAGGCGAGAUUGGAGAGCUCGCAGUUGGAGGUUACCAACUCGCCACCGGAUACAUCAACCGCCCAGAGCAAACAAGUUUGGUUUUCAUACAAACCCCAUACGGCCGAGUCUACCGCACCGGAGACAAGGCUCGUCUUCGCUCGGACGGAGUACUGGAGUGCCUCGGUCGCAUUUCCGAUGGCCAAGUCAAGCUUCGAGGCCAGCGUCUCGAACUUGGCGAGGUAGAACAAGCUGUUCUCAGGACAUCCGGAUGCCAUAGCGCAGUAGCUGCAGUGGUGAAGUCCAUAUUGGUGGUUUUCUGCGCAGUCGAUGUGGGAGUCGCCGAGCAGACUAUCCUAGAAAGAUGCAAAGACUGGCUACCUCAAUACAUGGUUCCAGGCGAAGUGGUUCUGAUGGAUGAGUUUCCGAGACUCCCAAGCGGCAAAGUUGACAGAAAAAGGAUGAAAGCCGAUUAUGAACAACGCAAGACGGACUUGGCAGAAAACUCUCAGGAGGUAGAGCCAACGGACGAGCUUGAAGCCAGAGUCAUCGGAGUUGUGUCAGACGUCCUCAAUUUCAAUGCGAACAGGUCGACCUCGCUUGCAUCUGCAGGUCUCGACUCCCUCAGGGCAAUCAAGUUGGCAUCCGCUCUUCGAGAAUCAAACUUUGACCUGAAGUCUACAAGUUUACUGUCAAUGAAGUCUGUCGCCGAUAUUGUUUUUGCGAUUCGGCGACAGCCAACCAAGAAUUCUCUCAACCCCGCAACAAGUCAGAUUAGCCUCUCCGGAGAUCUGAGUAAUGUCUUGGCGCACAACACGGCACUGCAAGAGAUAAGCGAGUUGAUCGAAGAUGUGAUACCUUGUACACCUCUACAGAUGGCUAUGCUGGCCGAAACAGCACAGCACUCUGCAGCUUAUUGCAACGAGAUUGAGCUGGAGAUUCCGCAAGGAUACACCGCGCAACAGGUCUCAUCGUCCUUCAGAGAGCUGGUUCAGCGGAAUGAAGUUCUACGUGCCGGUUUUACACCAUUGCAAAACAGCUUUGUCUUAGUUCUAUUCAAGAACCUCCGGGUUGGACAACUCAACAUUGUUGAAGAGUUCCAACGGACGUUUGCGAUUUCGGACCCCGCGGACUAUCUGAACCCACUGCGAAUUCAAAUACUGAGAGAGUCUGCCACUGCCGGCCCACGUGUGCUUGUUCAGCUGCACCACGCAAUAUAUGAUGGCUGGUCCAUGGACAUUCUAUUGUCUGAUCUGUCUACUCUCCUGUCUUCUGGCUCAGUGGUAUCUCGUCCGCCUUUCAGGGAAGUUGUCGCAUUUUACAACGCACCUGAAAACCAGGCGGUUGAUGACGCGGCACGGGUAUUCUGGACAGAACAUCUUGUCGGCUGGAACAAGACUCCCUUCCCGAAAUUGAAUCACAGGGUUGGAAAAUCAAAUGAGAUUAGCACAACUCGAACGCAAUUGGCGAUCCCCAAACAGAAGGUGGAUGAUGUGAUCCAGAGGAUAGGUUGCAGCACUCAGGUGCUCUUCCAAGCGUCGCUAGUUCUCCUAUGGAGCGGGAUCAUGGGAACGCAGGACGUUCUCAUUGGCUCUGUGACGUCGGGAAGGACAAUCCCCGUCGCAGGUGUUGAGAAGAUCGUCGGGCCUUGCAUUGCAUCUCUUCCUCUGCGAGUGGACUUGAGCACUGUGACUGCCAACCUGGAUAUUUUGAACAACAUCCACUCCAGCAAUCGCAAGGCUAUGCAGCAUUGCAUGCUUCCCCUUGCUGAAAUCAAGAAGCUUGCUGGCUUACAGCCCGGCGAAAGCUUGUACGACGUCUUGUUUGCGUAUCAGGAAUCUCUUGACAGCUCAGCACGCAUCCACAAUCUGGUAAAAGAGACAAGUCAUCUUGACCGCCUCGAAACGCCGAUUCUGUUUGAGGUCGAGCCAACACAAGAAGGGUUCACUCUGCAGGUGACACAUCGGCCCGAUGCCAUUCCAUCAGUACUCAUUGAGCACAUUGUUCAACAAUUUGAGACGAUGAGUCUCGAUAUCCUCGAGAACUCUGCCCAGGCCAUCAAAACGACCCAACGCAGCAUCAAUGUUCAUUUGUCGACUUACAAUACUACCCCUGAUGUUGGUCAAGAAAUCUCAGACUUGUCGAAGGGGUUCGAAGCAGCCGCAUUCCAUCACCCCACACUCAGUGCGCUAUGCUUUGUUCAGCAACUGUCAGGGCAGCGCAAACUCACGACAAUGUCAUUCCAAGAGCUUAACACCUCUGCAAACCAGCUGGCCCGGCACCUAAGACAACAAGGCGCUAAGAUCGGCGACGUGGUUGCGAUUAUUAUGGACAAGUCACCAAGCUUAUAUCUCUCCAUACUGGCCAUUCUGAAAGCUGGCUGUGCCUAUCUUCCAAUUCUGCCCUCAACUCCAGCUGUUCGCAUCCAGGAUAUCUUGAAACAAGCCCACGCAAGGUACUGCCUGGUUGAUGAUGAGUCGAGCCCCGCUGUCCCCAGGGCUCCUCGAACUUGCUGGAUCAAUGUCGAUUCUGCUCCCUUGGGCAAUCAAUCUAGCUACAAUCUCGAUUUACCGACGGAUACUUCUCGAUUGGCCUACGUCAUUUACACCUCUGGGACGACCGGCGUUCCCAAGGGCGUGGCUGUGCAGCAAAAAAGCAUCAUGUCCAAUCUCUCGGUCCUCAAAUCAACGUACCCAGCUAGCUCAGGGUCUCAGGGUCGUUUCCUGCAAACUUGCUCACAAGUGUUUGAUGUGUCUGUCUUUGAGAUUUUCUACACCUGGCACAUGGGAAUGUGUCUCUGUUCAGGCCUGAACGACACACUUUUCGAGAAUCUUGAGAAGUCCAUUCGUGAACUGGAUAUUACGCACUUAAGCAUGACGGCCACUGUUGCAUCUUUGGUUGAUCCUCGCAACAUUCCUAGCGUAGAGUUCCUCGUCUCCGCUGGCGAGGCGUUGACCAAGUCUGUCCUAGAGAAAUGGCAUGAGCAGCUGUGGCAAGGUUACGGACCAUGCGAGCUGACCAACAUCUGUACAGUCAAGAAGAUGUCCUCUGGCGACAAUGUUGAGCAUCUGGGACAUUCUCUCCCGAACACCUCGGCUUUCGUUCUAUUCCCAGGAAGCCUUGACGUAUCUCCUCUUGGCUGGGUUGGAGAGUUUUGCUUUGGGGGUCCUCAGGUGGCCCAGGGCUAUCUUAACAUGCCUGAACUGAAUGCAGAGAAGUUUGUCGAGCAUCCUCAGUACGGCAGACUAUACCGGACCGGCGAUUUGGGUCGGAUGUUGGCUGACGGAUCAAUGCUGAUAAUCGGCCGCAUGGAUGGCCAGAUCAAGCUCAGGGGACAGCGGAUCGAGACCACCGAGAUUAACAGCGUUGCUACCUCCACCGGACUGGGAAGCUCGGCUGUGACUCUGCUGGCUCGACAACAGAAGACAGGCGCAGAACAAUUGGUCUUGUUCUAUGUGCCAGAAAGGGGUCAUUCUGAUUUCUGUGAGAUGGAAGUUGAUGCGGAGACGCACCGCUCUCUCUUUUCACUCUUGCAAUCACGACUGCCCGCCUACAUGAUCCCGUCGUAUUUGGUACCUGUUUCAACUAUUCCGCUUGUUCCCAGCGGCAAAGUUGACCACCGUGCCCUCCACUCGUGUUUUGAACACCUUGGGCAACAAUACCUUGAGACCGUGUCAGGCUCGUCGCAAGAUUUCCACGACGAUGGCGAUUGGACCUCUAUGGAAACAGUUGUGGCUGAAACCAUCGCUCGCUCAACCAAGUCGUCAAGACAUGACGUUGGGAGGUGGACCCCGCUCCCGAUGCUGGGAGUCGACUCAAUAUCUGCAAUUCACUUGAGUCGCGAGCUUGGACUUCAGUUGAAGAAGCGAGUUGCUGUCUCUGAAAUUUUACAACACCCAACUGUUGCGCAGCUCUCUCGUCACCUCUCUAAAGAAGCCCAGGACCAAAAUGAGGUCAGCCCUGUGGAGUUUUUCCCGUCUGCUUUUGUCGACUCUGUGACCAGUUCCUUUGCUGAACGGGGAAAGACCGUCGAAGCUGUUCUGCCAUGCAUGCCACUCCAAGAAGCGAUGCUCUCGCGUGGCCAGAGAAGUUAUUAUAACAAGGUCCUCCUACGACUUCACAUUGAGCCCCGGAUUCUCAAAACCUACUGGAAGAUUAUGGCUGAACGACAUGACAUACUGCGAACUUGCUUUGUCACUACUUCUGAUUCUCAAAGGGCGAUCGCGCAGGUCGUUCUCAAAGGAUGGACCAUUCCGUGGAUGAACCUGGAUGUAACCGAACUAUCGUUUGAUGGUGCGGUACAGGAACAUCUCAAGACUCUUCCGGACCCAAUCGACUCGCAAACGCCGCCUGUGUCUCUUGCUCUGUUGCGGUAUAGGGGAUCCUUAUUCCUUUCCUUCAUUUGCCAUCACGCUCUGUACGAUGCUAUUGCUAUGGAGCGACUUCUAAAGGAGGUGGAAGCACUGGCGAGACGGGUUAAGCUCCCCCCAGCCGCAUCAUACAAGCAAUUCUUGCGAACGGCCAUGGAGCUGCCGGUAGAUGUUGACCAAUUUUGGUUGGAGCAUUUCCAUGGAUACCGCCCGUCAAGUCUCUUCGCUCCCAUGACCAAGGAGAUGGAUCAAUGCACUCAUACGACCUCUCUGGAUCUCCCGCUCACAGAGCUUCUAACACGAACUCGACAUCUCGGCACGUCUCUUCUGGCUGUUUGCCAAGCUAGUUGGGCGAAUGUACUCUCCAUGGCCCACAAUAGGCAUGAUGUGUGCUUCGGAAACGUCGUUGGUGGGCGCACCCUGAACAUGGAAGGGCUUGACAGGCUUGUUGCCCCUUGCUUCAAUACCAUCCCCGUUAGAGUCGACUUUUCUCCAAGUUGGAGCAACAUUGAGAUGGCAAAGCACCUGCAGAAACUGAACACCGAGCUUCUGGCAUAUCAGUUCACUCCCUUGCGUCUCAUUCAGCGGAAGGUGAACCGGACAGGUAGACAUCUUUUCGACACCCUUCUACUUGUUCAAACGCCGCUGCAGGACAUUGACAACAGAGUUUGGACUCUCGAAGGGGAUUCCGGCGAUAUGGACAUCCCGCUGGUCUGCGAGGUUGUCCCAUGCCCGAGCUUGAACUCUUUAGUCAUCAACAUUCAUCGCGACAUGAGCAUCGUGACAAGUGACGUUGCUGCUGCUCUGGCAGAGGCCUUCAAACUCCUGCUGAAGGCAACCCUUACCUCGCCGCAUGCAACGAUUUUGGACAGAGAGCAUCUGCCGCCCACAGUUAGUCUCGGCCUGAGCGCACUCAAGCCUCGACAGCAAAGGUUGGAAGCAACUGCUCUCUCCCAAAUGACCGAGGAGAAAUGGAGUGCAGUCGAAACCCAAGUCCGUAGGGUUCUCGCGCAACUUUCGGGGAUGCCCUUGUCCCAAAUCCACCGCUGGACAACUAUUUUUCAACUUGGCCUGGACAGCAUCAAUGCAGUUCAAAUCGCUUCCAUCUUGCGUCAAGAGGGCUUCAUCGUCUCGGCAUCCGAUGUCAUCGAGUGCCCUACUAGUUCCAAGAUAGCCGCUAAGCUGCUAGAGAAUUCCGCGAAGAAAGAUCUAGAGUCGCAUCGGGUCUAUGAUUUUAGUCAAUUUUCAAGCCAGGUGUUCUCGCAUGUCAUGACAAGCCUGCCAACCCAUGCCAAGGUCGAGUCGAUCCUGCCCUGCACGCCUGUUCAGUCUGCCAUGAUUGCAUCAUUCCUUCAAUCCAAUGGAGAUCACUACUUGAAUGCCGUUCGGUACCAAGUUUAUUGGAGCGUCAAUGCUGAAAACCUGAAAGAGUGUUGGAGGUCUCUCCAAGCCAACCAUCCUAUGCUCCGAACAGGCUUUGUUCCCGUCAACCAUGGCGAUGCGUCUUUUGCAAUGGUUAGAUACCAUUCGGGAUCUAUAGUACUUCCACUCGAGAUUCUGCAGACUUCCCAAAAAGAUGAUAUCGAUCUUUUGCAGCAAAAGAAGGACAUGGCUCACAGCCUUCAAGGCUCUCUAUGUCUCCCACCUUGGAAAGUGGUGUUGGUUGAGACGGAUGGCCAGCUUACCAUGAACCUCAUCAUUCACCACGCUCUCUAUGAUGCUCCAUCGCUCCAUCAGAUGCUUGAUGAGCUGUCAAGACUGUUGAAAAAUCAGGAGCCGCGCGGUUUCCCAGCGGUCGAGCCAGCAUUGUCCAGUAUCUUGUGCAAGUCGCUGGAGGGAAAAACUCAGGAGAAGGAGUUCUGGGAAGCAAAGGCGAGUCAAGCAGUCGUGAACAAGUUCCCUGUGAUGACCCCUCUACGCAUCGAGAGCAGGGUCGUCAAAUCAGACACGAUCAUAUCAUCAUUGUCAUUCUCCAACCUGCAACAAGCAACACAGACCUCAAACAUCUCCAUCCAGGCUGCCAUACAAGCUGCUUGGACGCGAGUCCUGGCGUCGUAUUUGGGCGAAAGCUCCGUCAUUUUUGGAGUUGCAUUGUCUGGAAGAACAAACGAUGAGACGAAAGACGCACCAUUCCCCUGUUUGAAUACAGUCCCAAUCGUGGCAUCCAACAACGUGUCAAAUGCGGAUCUGAUACAAUACAUGAUGGAGUACAACCGAUACCUUCAUAAACACCAGUCUUCGCCUCUUGGCCAGGUUCAAAAGUGGCUGGGCCACCCCUCAGGAACUGUUUUCGACACUCUCAUCGCCUACCAGAAGAUGGACACUGCAGAAUCGGCCACAGUCCCGUGGAAGGCAGUCGCAGACGAGGCAAUGGUCGAGUACCCUGUGUCCCUGGAGAUUGAACCAGUUGAUAAUGACCAACUUCGCCUAUGUAUCACUUACUACACCGACCUUCUUCCUCAAGAACAGGCGAAGAUCUUGGUUGAGCAAUUUGAUCUGUCUUUAGCACACAUUGCUCGUAACCCCACUGGCCAUGAGGACGAUACCUGCAGCAAGGCGCCACACCUCUACUCUAUACUGCCAGCGGUCUCUCCGACUCUCACUGCCCCAGUCCAGCUCCUUCACCAGUUUGUUGAAACAGGAGCACUUUCCCACCCAGACAAGACCGCUCUCGAAUUCGUGUCAGGAUUUGAUGGUGAGACUCCUAUUAAGCAAAACUGGACCUACAAGGAGUUUGAUUGCUUGGGAAACAAAGUGGCCAACAUCCUGAGAGUCCAGGCUGUUCCUGGAAGCAUUGUCGCAAUUCACUUUGACAAAUGUCCCGAGGCGUACUUCUCAAUCCUUGGCAUUCUCAAAGCAGGCUGCUCCUUUGUGGCCUUGGACCCGACAGCUCCGAUGGCACGGAAACAAUUCAUCCUCCAGGAUUCCAAGGCCCCCUGCCUAUUGACUACCGACCCAGCCUUUUUGGGGUUUGAAGUCGAUUGCAAGGUUAUUACUAUCGAUACGGCCUCUCUCGAGGGCAUUGAAAUACCCCAGCAUGUAUACACGCCAUCCAUUGCACCCUCAGACACCUGCUAUUGCCUGUACACAUCAGGUACAACAGGCACGCCAAAGGGAUGCGAGAUCACGCACGACAAUGCCGUGGAAGCAAUGAUGGCAUUUCAAGAGCUCUUCAAGGGACACUGGGAUGCCACUUCACGAUGGCUACAGUUUGCUGCACUGCACUUUGAUGUUUCAGUUCUUGAGCAGUACUGGAGCUGGUCAGUUGGCAUCGCUGUUGUUGCCGCCCCCAAGGACCUCAUCUUGGAUGAUUUGACAGCCUCCAUCAACAGGCUCGACAUCACACAUAUUGACCUGACACCAAGUUUGGCACGUCUCACUCACCCUGAUGAAGUUCCGAGUCUCUGUCGUGGCGUGUUCAUUACUGGUGGCGAGCAAUUGAAGCAGGAAAUCCUUGACGUAUGGGGGCCCAAAGCUGUCAUCUAUAACGCUUACGGGCCGACUGAAGCAACCAUUGGCGUGACCAUGUAUCAACGUGUUCCAGUCAAUGGCCGUCCCAGCAACAUUGGACAGCAGUUCCCGAAUGUCGGUUCCUAUAUCUUCCGGCAAGGCACCGAGAUCCCAGUCAUUCGCGGCGGAGUCGGUGAGCUUUGCGUUUCUGGCAAGCUUGUCGGCAAAGGCUACUUGAAUCGACCUGAACUUACGGAGGAGCGCUUUCCCAUACUGAAAGAAUUCGGUGAGAAGAUUUACCGAACGGGAGAUCUCGUCCGAGUACUUCAUGAUGGUUGCUUUGAUUUUCUUGGUCGAGCUGAUGACCAGGUCAAACUGCGGGGACAGCGUCUUGAGAUUGCCGAGAUCAACCACGCUAUCCGUACUGGUGUUGGCGAGAUUCAAGAUACCGCUACCAUUGUGACUCGACAUGGAACAAGCGGCAAGGAUGUCCUUGUUUCUUUUGUGGUUGGUCAGAAAGCAAAGGCCGGAAAGCUUCAAGUUCUUCCAGAUGAUGAAGGGCUGGGUGUGAAGGCCAAGGAGGCUUGCCGAACACGGCUUCCCGGUUAUAUGGUACCGACGUACAUCUUCUCUCUCCCUUACGUCCCGCUCUCCUCAAACAACAAAGCCGAAGUGAAGGAGCUUAAGAAGAUAUUCGGCGAGCUCUCCCCCGAGCUGCUCAUGGAGUUGUCCCAUGCUUCGACAACACCCGUGUCUGCCGGUGCCGUCGAAACCAUGAGCAAAUUGAUUGAGAUUCUCGCCGAAUUUAGCGACAUGAAGCCAGAGGAUCUAAGUUCAUCAACUAGCAUCUUCGAUGUUGGUGUGGACUCGAUCACUGCACUAAGACUCUCUGCUCUUCUAAAGGCUCGAGGCAUCAAAGGCGCUUCACCAGCCGCUUUGCUCAGGUACCCAAUUGUUGGCGACCUUGCGAAUUCUUUAGCGAAGACUUCUACGGCCCAACAUGACAAAUUCAUUCGCGAAGCAAAGCAAUCUAUCCGGGCAUGCGGACACAGACAUCGUGCUGUUGUUUGUCGCGGACUCGGUGUGAAAGCCGCAGACAUUGAGUACAUCGCUCCCUGCUCACCUCUUCAACAAGGCAUCAUUUCUCGAACCAUGACUAGCGAGCAGCAAGAUGCUUAUUUCAAUGUCUUUGAACUAGAGCUUGCAGCUACGGCAUCUAUAGAGCUCCUACACACCUCAUGGAACGAACUCGUGCAGUCCGAAGCCAUCCUCAGGACUGCUUUCGUUCCGACAACAAAUGGUUUCGUCCAGGUCGCUUUAAGAGAUGUCUCACCGCCUUGGGAAAAACACACCCUGGAGAACCAUGAACUUCUUGGAAACUUUUUGGAGGAAAAGAAAACAGAUUGGAUCCAACAAAACGUCUCACUCAUCGCGACCCCUCUACGACUCAUCUAUCUUACGACCCCUCACUCCAGAAGACUUAUCAUCCACAUCUUCCACGCGCUCUAUGAUGGAAACAGCUUCGACCUCAUGAUGCAGAGGCUGUUGGCAAAAUACAGCGGCAGUGAGGCACCUUCUGGUCCCCCUUUUCUAGAGGCGCUCAGCCAUGGUCCGUUGCUGAGAUAUGAUUACUGCAAGCGAUUCUGGGAUGAACAUCUCCUAGGUUGGUCCUUCGUGCCUGUGCCACAACUCGGACAGCAGCGAGAGAACGACGCUGCCACAGCCAUGCGUGAAAUCUCCGUCAAAACGUUAGAGCGGGUGCGUUCAUCGCAAAACGUAACCCUCCAAGCAGUUUGCCUGGCAUUGUGGACUGCUGUGCUUAAGAACUACUUAACAGGCAGUGCAACGAUUGGCGUGAUCGUAUCAGGCAGAGCAAUUGAGCUGGAGAAUGUUGAGCACACAGUUGGACCGCUUUUCAACACAGUCCCAUUUUACUCCAAGACCAUUCAGAAGCAAACCUGGUCGUCACUCAUCCGGCAAUGCCAUGAGUUCAACACGGCGGUUCUUGACUUUCAGCAUGUUCCUCUGAAGAGUAUUCAGAAGUGGUGUUCAGGUGGAAAGGCACUAUUCGACAAUCUCUUUGCCUUCCAGAUUGAGACGCCUCGUGAUGAGGGCUCGUUGCCAUGGGAGAAUCUUGAAAGUCACGGAAACCCUGAUUAUCCACUCGCUCUUGAAGUUGUCUAUUCACGUAAUGGCAGUCUACGGUUUACUCUUGUUGGACAAGGCCACAUUGUCACGCCCGCGAAAUUAGAGGAGUUGCUUGAUCAGCUCGAGGAAAACGUCACACUCAUGGGAGCAGCGCCAGACAGCGAGGUUCCAAUCGGGCUUGGGCAAGCAACCACGGUCAAUCACGGUGCCCUGGAAAACGCCCCUAUCCAGGCCCAAAAGGCCGAGAACUUCGAGUGGACAGAUAAAGCCCUCACGAUUCAGCAAGAAAUCGCUCUGCUUGCGGAUGUUUCGUCCCAAGAUGUAUCUGCGACGGUGACGCUUCUAGAGCUUGGACUUGACAGUAUUGAUGUCAUCAAGCUCUCAGCCAAGCUCAAGAGACGACAAGUCACCAUCGCGCCGUCACAAAUCAUGCGCUGUCAGACCAUUGCCAAGAUCAUUGAAGAGUUGGACAGGUCGGUCUCGGCUGACUCUCAAGAUUCCAAUGGCAAGGAGUCACUUCAGAACACGCAACGCAAGCUGUGGAAGUAUCUGAAAAACUCUGGUGUAGAGAUGGAAAAGGUUGAAUCGGUGCUUCCACCCACGCCCCUGCAAGAGUCAAUGGUUGCCGGGAUGAUCCAGUCCAAUUUCGAGUCAUACUACAACCAUGAUAUUCUCGAGAUUUCUGACUCCGUGAAUACGAAGACGCUCCAAGUCGCAUGGCAAGAGGUCGUCAAUCGUUCGCCUGUUUUGAGAACGAGCUUCUUUGAGGUUGACAGCCACGACCUGAACAUGUCAUACUGCCAAGUCGUGUCAAAGUCAGUAGACCUUGACGUUCAACAGGUUCGCCUAGAUCAAUUCGAAGAUGUACACCAUAUCACUGCCAAGGCAACGGAGCACGCACGAAACGAGAAAGCGCAAGCUCACUUGUUCCAAUUGACAUUUGCCACCCUGGGGCCUCGAAAAUUCAUGGUUCUCUCAAUGGCACACGCCCUUUACGAUGGGUGGUCCCUGAGCCUGUUAUUUCAGGAUCUUCAGGCUGCCUACUUUGGGAAGCAAACAUCAAGAACAUCUGUCAAUUCAUUCCUCUCACAGAUUACAUCUGUCGAGGGCCCAGAUGCCAAGGGCUUUUGGAGCCAAUAUCUGGAGGGAGUGGCGCCGACACUGGUCUCCAAGAAAGAAUCACUAGGUGUCGAGCACACGACUCCAUUGAACAAGAGAGAGCAAUCGUCGGCUUUGCACCUCUCUGAGAUCACAUCCUUCUGCAAGCAACAGUCAAUUAGCCUCCAGGCGCUGUGCCAAGCUUGCUGGGCUAUCAUGCUGGCCCAGCAACUGCAAACCCUCGACGUCACGUUCGGAGUCGUCGUCUCUGGCCGUGAUUUUGAUGGGGCCGAAAAUCUCGUGUUUCCCACCAUGAAUACCAUCGCACUGCGUUGUCUUCUGUACGGAUCUCCAUCGGCCUUCCUACGAUACUUGGAAGAAAAUAUGGGAGAUAUCCGAGAGUUCCAGAAUUACCCGCUUCGAAAAGCGCAGCUCGCUGCCAACAUCAAUGGGCAGGGGUUGUUCAACACCCUAUUCAUUCUACAGAGGUCACCUGGAGAUGAAUCAACAGACUCGAUGUUCAAGUCAGUUGGGGGGUCAUCGGCCACCGAGUACCCAGUGUGCGUUGAGGCCGAGGCGGUGGCUGACAGUCUGGUCUGGAGAGUUGCUUGCCAACCCGAGUAUUGUUUGACGGAAAGUCCUGAGACACUAAUCAGGAACCUCGACGCAAUCAUGCAAUUCUUGAUGACUUCGGACGCCUCAGAUAUUCUCUCAUUUGAACAACAGGGUGUCUCUAUCUGCGGCAUGCCCCCGAUCAUGCUCAAGGACGACAUCUUGCCCGAGGGUACCCCAACUAUGGAUGAGCAAAUAACACAGAGCCAAGAAUGGGAUGAAGCCGCUUCAGAAAUUCGAGAAACCCUCCACCAGGUCUCGGAUGUUCCUUUGGCAUCAAUCAGAACGUCCGAUAAUCUCUACAACUUGGGACUCGACUCCAUUAGCGCAAUCAAGGUUGCGUCGCUUUUGCGGAAGAAGGGUAUCAAUCUUAGACCCCAGGACCUCAUCAAGGCGGCCAGCAUUUCCCACAUGGCCCAGAUUGCAGGUACUUCUUUGGGAGACAAAGCAAAGAUCAGUUCAAGUUUGAAUGCUUGGGAGCCGCCGAAGGAUGUCGAGACCGACCAGCUUCUCCAGAAGUUUGGCGUCUCCAAGAGUCAGGUUGAACUCCUGCCAGCACUUCCGAUGCAAGUGUACAUGCUGAGCGCAUGGGAGAAUGCAGAGGGGUGUGUCUUCUACCCCGAAUUCCCGUGCCUCUUCGAGGGACCAAUCGAACUGGAGGCUAUCCAGGCUGCUUGGGACAAGCUCGUCUCCGAGAAUCCACUCUUGCGGACGUGUUUCAUCGCCACUAACUCCAGAGAGGUUCCCUUCUUGCAGGUGAUUCUCAAAAACCAUUGCGUUCCGAUUGCAUUGGCAUCGCAAAGCACUGAAUCCACUGGCCUGCAUGAGCCGUUGAUCAGGGCUCAGGUUGCACAGAAUAAUGACAAGUCGUGGACGUUCCGUUUGAGACUUCACCAUGCCUUGUAUGAUGGAGUUAGUCUUCCGGCUCUGCUGCAGCGGCUUUCGGAAUUGUUGAGUGGCUCCGCCGUGAAUAUUGACUCUGGAAUGUUGCAAUGGAGACAGUUCGCGGUCGACCAGGUGUCCCGCAAAGCCCGCGAAGCAAGACGAGCGUUCUGGACCAAGUACUUGCAAGGUGCUCCUCCAAUGCCUGCGACCAAUGCAUCCUCAAUCGAUGUCCAAGAGCGAGUUUCAUACCUUGAGAAGUCUGCUCUCUCGGACUUGACAAACAUUAGGACAGUUGCUGCUCAAUCUGGAAUCUCUAUUCAAUCUGUUUUCCUGGCGGCGUAUGCCAAGGUUCUCGCUAGAAAACAGAAUACUGCCUUGGUUGUAUUUGGCAUCUACCUCGCCAACCGAGCUGCGGAGCAUGGGCUCCCAUCAACUUAUCCAACGUUGAAUUUGGUCCCAUUGAGAGUAGAAUCACCCAACGGUCGGUCGCUAGUUGAUGUGGCCUCGGCCAUUCAACAAGAUGUCCACCUGAUCGCUUCCGAAGGCCGAGCAGACGUCGGCCUGUGGGAAAUUAGCAGCUGGACCGGUGUCAAGAUCGCGUCUUUUGUGAACUUUCUCAGCCUCCCAAAUACGCCAGAGGCGAGCGGUGAGCGGGUCAAACUGAUGGCUGAAGGAGGAGGAGAUUUUGGCGAUGGGCCAGCUCUCCUCACAUCCUACAGACAGGUUCAGAACAACUUGGUCAAGAAUGACUUUUCGGUAAGCUAUUGA
Molecule: messenger RNA, 13539 nt
Organism: Ilyonectria robusta
Lineage: Eukaryota; Fungi; Ascomycota; Sordariomycetes; Hypocreales; Nectriaceae
Exons: 2
Coding region: 1-13539 (4512 amino acids)
Biological process (GO): secondary metabolite biosynthetic process; amino acid activation for nonribosomal peptide biosynthetic process
Cellular component (GO): cytoplasm
Molecular function (GO): catalytic activity; phosphopantetheine binding
Source: RefSeq, a predicted model, not a curated record